Molecule: messenger RNA, 2278 nt
Organism: Bombus pascuorum
Lineage: Eukaryota; Metazoa; Arthropoda; Insecta; Hymenoptera; Apidae
Exons: 6
Coding region: 806-1921 (371 amino acids)
Biological process (GO): detection of chemical stimulus involved in sensory perception of smell; sensory perception of smell
Cellular component (GO): plasma membrane
Molecular function (GO): olfactory receptor activity; odorant binding
Source: RefSeq, a predicted model, not a curated record
CUCAAUUUUUGUUAAUAUAGCAUGUUUGUGUUAAUAUUACGUAAAGAAAUUAGACGAACAAAAGAAAUAACAAUGAAUGUAGAAUUUUAAAUUAAUUUUGAAACUGGUCAUUUGACCGGGCCUGGUAAAGUUAGUGCUAAUGGAAUGUCUUACCGAUUAAUCUAAAGUUUCGAUGCGUUGAACUUCCUUAAUACCAGUUUUAGCUAAUUGUAAGAUCUGUGUCCAUCGACGUCCGCAUGUAUUUUUCUGCUUUCGUCACUUACAGUACAUUUCGCGACACUUGUAAAGACGUUUGUAAUAGCACUUUUGGUCCUUUCGAGUGGCAACAUAAGAAGAUCGCUUCAGAAAUAGGGACGUGCACUGUAGCUUCGUGUAGAUACAGUAAACAAGUAUUUGUAUAGCUGAAUAUACACAUGACUUUAUGCACGUAUACAAUUCUUUUUCGAAGAACGUUUUCUUACUUUCCUGAAUUAUUAGCCCUGUUGCGUGAUAACUACCCUUUGCACCUGUCUAGCACGGUACGUACUCUUAAUGUAUAAUGCAACCAAUAAUGAUUAGCGUUAAGUCAGAUAGCAGCGCACUACUGUAAAGAAAAUCGCAAACCGGUGGUACAUAUUCUUGGAUGUAAUAAUUUAUUAAAUUUCUCGUACGUAUACAGCAAUUAUAUUCAAGAAACAUCUGCGAAUACUCAGUUGCUUUCAAAGCAUUUUAGUUACAUAUAUUCUCGAUAGUUUGUAAUAUAUCGCACCAUUGUGCCGGUUAAAUCUACUUCAUUGGAUUCAUAAGGCAACCACUUUAUAUAGUUAUGUUGAAACAAAUAACACCAGAGAAAGUUAUCCAUAUUACUUGGCUCAGCGUAGUGAUAAGCCUUUGUUGGCCACUUCCUAUCAAUAGCAACAGAAAUAAAAUCUUUUGUUUCAAGAUUCUACAAAUCUGUAGCGGCAUUAGUGGCUGCUUGCUAUUUAUGCCGAUAUUAUAUUCGAUUUAUUUGCACUUAAAUGAUAUCGUCAUUACCUCUUCCUGUGUGUGCCUUUUAUUAGGAGUGUCUCAAAAUAUUUUUCAGACUCUUAUAUGCUUCAUCAAGCACGAUUCUCUACAGCGUACAGUCGAGGAAAUGAUGACUUAUGUUAGAGAAGCACAACAAUACGAGAAAAAAAUCUUCUACAAGUACAUCAAGAAAUGCUAUGUUUUCUGCGGUAGUUCCAUGGCAUGUACGUAUGUGACAGCGACUUGUUUUUCGUUACGACCUAUAGUCUUGCCAGUUUCUCUCCCAUUUGAUGCGGAGUAUCCAUUUCCUAUCAAUUAUACAUCAAUGUAUGUUAUCAUAUAUGUGCACCAUGUUUGCCUUUGUAUUCAAACCGCUGCACACGUAUGCGUAAGCUCAUUUGGGGCGCUUUUACUUUGGUUUACGGUAGCGAGAUUUGAGUGUUUAGCCGCGGAAUUGGAGAAGAGCACGAACAUUGAUGCGUUGGUAGUUUGCGUAAAGAAACAAUUACAUUUAAAAAGAUACGCGGAAGAAGUGUUUAAUAGUUUUCGAUUUUUGGUACUGUAUGCCAUUGGAGUAGCCACCUUUGGUAUCACUCUUUGUUUUCUUAUGGUGCUUGUAAAUGUACCUCUGUUUGUGAAACUACAGUUUAUAGGCGUAUGUGUCACGGUACUUACGGAAAUUUACUUGUACGCGUGGCCAGCUGAUUAUUUGAAAGAUAUGAGUAUGGACGCUCCACAAAGUAUAUAUAACUCAACGUGGUAUGAACAGAAAUUGGGAAUGCAGAAAAGUCUACUGAAUGUGUUAAUAUAUCGACAACCGCUAACGCUUUCAAUCGCAUGUAUAGUGCCAGAGCUCUCUUUGCGUUACUACUGUUCGUACCUGUCCAAUGCCUUUUCCAUCUUCACUACUUUGCGCGUUAUGAUACACGAUUAAUCAGGAUGGAUGUGUUCUGAAUGUGGUUCUAUUCGUAUAAAAGAACAUUCGUUGUAUUCGUUGUAAUCGUGAUUAAUGUCACUAAAUUUUAUAACUAAUUGUGUAAUAACAUCGUAUUUUAUGGAUAUAACACACAAAUGUAUGUACGAAUAAAAACUAUUGUUAAAAUAUAAUUAUGAAACCUAUGAAAUAUGUCUAAUUAAAUGCGCACAGUUAACAGUGCUAAGUCAUUGAGAAAAUUUGUAACAGAGUAUGGAAUGAUUCUGCGAUGAGAAAGAAAUGAAUAAAUUUACAUACCUUAAAGAACAUAUGGCAACACAAUAAGGGUAGUAGUAAAAUUUGUUGCUUCGAAAAAAU